Molecule: messenger RNA, 2961 nt
Organism: Thermothielavioides terrestris NRRL 8126
Lineage: Eukaryota; Fungi; Ascomycota; Sordariomycetes; Sordariales; Chaetomiaceae
Product: glycoside hydrolase family 3 protein
Exons: 3
Coding region: 224-2845 (873 amino acids)
Biological process (GO): glucan catabolic process
Molecular function (GO): beta-glucosidase activity
Source: RefSeq, a predicted model, not a curated record
UCGGACAAGGUAUGGUUAACUUGCAGGUUCCGUCGCAUUCGUCUCCCCCUUCAUUCCCCCUUUUUCCCUUCUCCCGCCGUUGCAGCGAAGGCUGCGAGAGUCCAUUCAUUGGACCCUCUUGUUUUAUUUUCCGUUCCAAGCAUCGCCCGGGAAGUUCACCCGCUGCCAAGAUUCGCUUUAGCCAGAUUGGCGAGCCCGUUGCGCGUUGCAACCCGCUCCCGCCAUGCGGCUCAGAUCUGCGGCUCAAUGGCUCCUCGUGCUCCCGGCGAGAAGCAGCGGUCUUGCUGACAAAAACUCCCACCAGCCGCUUGAGAAAAGGACACUCGCAACGUCGGAACCUUUCUACCCGUCGCCAUGGAUGAACCCGGACGCCGACGGUUGGACCGAGGCCUAUGCCCGCGCUAAGGAGUUCGUCUCCCGGAUGACGCUGCUGGAGAAGGUCAACCUGACCACGGGGGUUGGCUGGGAGGCGGAGCAGUGCGUCGGCCAGGUGGGCGCCAUUCCUCGCCUGGGCCUGCGGAGCUUGUGCAUGCAGGACUCUCCGCUCGGUGUCCGGGGGACCGACUUCAACUCCGGGUUCCCUUCCGGCCAGACGGCGGCCGCCACCUUCGAUCGCGGCCUGAUCUACCGGCGCGGCUAUGCCAUGGGCCAGGAGGCCAGGGGCAAGGGAGUCAAUGUCCUGCUCGGACCUGUUGCCGGCCCCCUUGGACGUGCCCCUACCGGCGGUCGGAACUGGGAAGGGUUCUCCCCUGACCCUGUUCUCACCGGCGUGGGCAUGGCCGAGUCCAUCAAGGGCAUCCAAGACGCCGGCACGAUUGCUUGUGCGAAGCACUUUAUUGGCAACGAGCAAGAGCACUUCAGGCAAGUGGGGGAGGCGCAAGGUUACGGGUUCAACAUCAGCGAGGCCCUGUCGUCCAACAUUGACGACAAGACCCUGCACGAGCUCUACCUCUGGCCGUUUGCGGACGCCGUGAGGGCCGGCGUCGGCUCCGUCAUGUGCUCGUACCAGCAGCUCAACAACUCGUACAGCUGCCAGAACUCCAAGCUCCUGAAUGGCCUGCUCAAGGGCGAACUCGGUUUCCAGGGCUUCGUCAUGAGCGAUUGGCAGGCCCAGCACACGGGCGCCGCAAGCGCUGUUGCCGGCCUCGACAUGACCAUGCCGGGAGACACCGAGUUCAACACGGGCCGGAGCUACUGGGGCGCCAACCUGACGCUCGCGGUGCUCAACGGCACCGUCCCCGCCUACCGCAUCGACGACAUGGCCAUGCGCAUCAUGGCCGCCUUCUUCAAGGUCAACAAGGACAUCAAGCUGGACCCCAUCAACUUCUCCUUCUGGACCCUGGACACGUACGGCCCGAUUCACUGGGCGGCGCAGACGGGCUACCAGCAGAUCAACUACCACGUGGAUGUGCGAGCCGACCACGGCAGCCUUAUCCGGGAGAUCGGCGCCAAGGGAACCGUGCUCCUCAAGAACACCGGCUCUCUGCCCUUGAAGAAGCCGAAAUUCCUGGCCGUGAUUGGCGAGGACGCCGGCCCCAACACCAGCGGGCCGAACUCUUGCUCCGACAGGGGAUGUGACAAUGGCACUCUCGCCAUGGGCUGGGGUUCCGGCACCGCCAACUUCCCGUACGUCGUCACGCCCGAUGCCGCGCUGCAGGCGCAGGCCCUCCAGGACGGUUCGCGCUACGAGAGCAUCCUGUCCAACUAUGCGACAUCGCAAAUAAAGGCUCUUGUGUCACAAGCCAACGUGACAGCAAUCGUCUUUGUCAACGCCGACUCGGGCGAGGGCUACAUCAAUGUGGACGGAAACAUGGGCGACCGGAAGAACCUGACGCUGUGGAAGGAUGGCGACGCGCUGGUCAAGAACGUGGCCAGCUGGUGCUCCAACACCAUCGUCGUGAUCCAUUCCCCGGGCCCGGUUCUGCUGACCGAGUGGUACAACAGCCCCAACGUUACCGCUAUCCUCUGGGCCGGUCUCCCCGGCCAAGAGUCCGGCAACUCGAUCGCCGACGUUCUGUACGGCAGGGUCAACCCUGCCGCGCGGUCGCCGUUCACGUGGGGCCCAACCCGCGAGAGUUACGGGACCGAUGUUCUCUACACGCCGAACAACGGCAACGGCGCGCCGCAGGACGACUUCACCGAGGGCGUCUUCAUCGACUACCGCUACUUUGACAAGACCAACUCGUCCGUCAUUUACGAGUUCGGCCACGGCCUCAGCUACACCACGUUUGAGUACAGCAACAUCCGGGUACAGAAGUCGAACGCGGGCAAGUACGAGCCCACGACGGGCAAGACCUCGCCCGCGCCCACCUUUGGCAACUUCUCGACCAACCUCAAAGACUACGUGUUCCCGAGCCACGAGUUCCCUUACGUUUACGAGUACAUCUAUCCUUACCUCAACACGACCGACCCCAAGGCGGCCUCGGGCGACGCGAACUACGGCCAGACGGCCGACAAGUUCCUCCCGCCGCACGCGACCGACUCGUCGGCCCAGCCGCUGCUGCGCUCGUCGGGCAAGAACUCGCCGGGCGGCAACCGGCAGUUGUACGACGUCAUGUACACGAUCACGGCCGACAUCAAGAACACGGGCUCGAUCGUCGGCGAGGAGGUGCCGCAGCUGUACGUCGCGCUGGGCGGGCCGGACGACCCCAAGGUGCAGCUGCGCGACUUUGACCGCAUCCGCAUCGACCCGGGCAAGACGGCGCAGUUCCGCGGCACGCUGACCCGCAGGGACCUGAGCAACUGGGAUACGACGCUGCAGGACUGGGUCAUUAGCAAGUACAAGAAGACGGCGUAUGUGGGGAGGAGCAGCCGGAAGCUGGACUUGAGCAUUGAGUUGCCGUGAGCGAGCGUGGGUUGGCUAGGGCAGUCUAGCAGUAUUUAUUCAUCCUAGUAACUAUUUGUAAUGCAAUAAGUUGCAGAGUAACAAGGGGCGCUCUGAGGAGGUGUCCCACACUUACA